UCCUUUGCUCUACAACACUCAGAUUAAAGCGCCAGUGGUUUAAACGCAACAAUGCUGAAGUCUGGAUUAGAACCCGGACUCUUCUCUCGGGAUCCCCCGCUGGUUCGUCCACAUUCGCAGCCCUCGUCCUCCGUUCAGUCUCCGUGCGCGUAACCGCCUCGCCGCCGCCCCCGCGCUCCUCCGCGAGCAGCAUCAGCUGAUCAGCGUCACGUGGUCCAGCUCUCUGGUCGCCCUCUUUUUUUCUCGUUGCAAAAUGGAGUUGUCUGAGUGUGUGCAGAGAGGACUGCGCUCUCUCGCAGACUCGUCCUCCUUUGACCACAGCGGCUUCCAGGUGCUGGUGGACGCCUCUUUCCGGAGCCUGCUGUCCGCUCACGGAGACCCGGGAGUCCUCGAUCAGCCCGAGCUGAAGCAGAUCGACCAGAUCCUGUUGAAGCAGACUCACACCGCAGCCACCACCUUCAUCCUGGAGGCGGUCAAACACAACGCAGACAAGUCCACCGUCAGCUCCUGCCUGGAAGAACUUGCAUUCAGUGCAGAGAGAGUAGAAAUAUUCUAUAGCUCUUAUCAGACGCAUAAAAAAGAAGUGGGACGUCUCUUAGGAAGCAUAGGAAGGCGAGCGCCUCACGUGAACGACGUUUCAUGGCGUCUGCAGUAUCACAUGAAGAACGGACAGGUGGAUAAGGUCAACGAGCCUGGCUACUUGAUUUCACUGAACACAGAGAGUCUCGGAUCUUCUGAAGACAUCAACUUCACUUGCUCUGUGGAGCAGCUACAGGACUUGGUGGGAAAGUUAAAAGACGCUGCCAAGAGUGUGGAGAGAGCCAGUCAGAUGUGAUGCCGGUGUCUGGUUUCCUCUCCUUCAUCAUCGCUCUUUCCCUCCUCUCUUCCCUCUACACCUGAGACUGAAAACGACCUGUAUUCAUUUGAACAUGUUUUUUUUCUAUUAAAAGAGAAAGAAAUCCA
This is a messenger RNA of Solea solea (common sole), 963 nucleotides long. RefSeq names its product COMM domain containing 3 (gene commd3). The transcript is spliced from 8 exons. Gene Ontology annotation, biological process: sodium ion transport. The record is from RefSeq and is a predicted model, not a curated record. The coding region runs from base 254 to 835 and encodes 193 amino acids. Lineage: Eukaryota; Metazoa; Chordata; Actinopteri; Pleuronectiformes; Soleidae.